AUGGCGGCGUCUCAGACGUCGUUCCCUUCUGGAGGCAUCGUCAUUGCAGGGAUUGGAUUAACACACAAAUCACCUAAUUCUUAUGACAUCUAUGACAAAACCACAGACUCUUGGUGCUCCCACAAGAACCUGAUGUUCACCCCUGACAUUGUCAAAUUCGUGGCGUUGGAUAAUGAGCUGGUGACAAUCCACCAGGCGUGCUGGAAUAGGAUGUACUUCCCGGGUAUAUACCACCUGGUCGACCAGUCCUGGAGGGGCAAGGAGAAUGAGAUUGCCCUAUGCCGGUCUGGCCCGACGGUCGUUGUGGACCGGAUGCUUUGCAUGCUUGACCAGUCCCUAGGCACCAAGCUGAUGAUAUGGCUGAAUGAGACUAAGGAGUUGGUGAUGGUUGGCAGGCUAUCGGACAAGCCGCGCCCACCCUGUGAGCUCGAGGCCGGCAGCAGGAAGAUCUACGUGAUCGGCCGGGGGCUGAGCACAGUGACCAUCGACAUGGACACGGUGGCCAGUGUGGAUGGGUUCCUUGUGUCCUCAUCAACGGGCCCACUGAUGGAGCAUGACUUCUUGCUCAAGAAGUGCAGGGUCAUCACCAUCUGA
This is a messenger RNA of Aegilops tauschii subsp. strangulata, 594 nucleotides long. RefSeq names its product F-box/kelch-repeat protein SKIP4-like. Gene Ontology annotation, molecular function: protein binding. Lineage: Eukaryota; Viridiplantae; Streptophyta; Magnoliopsida; Poales; Poaceae. The record is from RefSeq and is a predicted model, not a curated record.